Molecule: messenger RNA, 1887 nt
Organism: Pedinophyceae sp. YPF-701
Lineage: Eukaryota; Viridiplantae; Chlorophyta; Pedinophyceae
Source: the annotation of a GenBank genome assembly
AUGGCGGCGGCGAAGGGCCGGCGGGGCCCCGCGGGGCAGGGCGUGGCGGCGCUGCGGGCGCAGGCACAGGCGCGGCGCAUCGGAGCGGUGUUCCAGCAGCGCGUAGCGGACGCGGACGCGGAGGCGAAGAGCGCGUGGCGCACGCCCGCGAAGCAGGCGGCGUCGCCAGCGCGGCGGCGCGGGUCGGGGGGCGCGUCACCCGGGCGGGUGCGGUCCGGGAGGGUGGGGGGGGGGUCCGGGGAGGAGUCGGCGGCGCUUGCGUCAGUGCCGUCGGCGCGGCCGCUGCAAGACCGCCUGCAGGUGUGCGCGGACACGCUGGGGAAGCUCGCAACGAUCGACCAGACCUCGGGACCCACGCUGACGAUGGUCUCGGACGAGGUCAGCAAGCUGCAGCGCCUGUGGGCGUCCUGGGAGGCGCGCGCGACGGGGCAGAUCCGGCAGCUCAAGGCGGCGGCGGGCUCGGAGCGGUACCGCGUGCGGCAGGCCGAGGACGCGCGCGGCGCCGCGGAGACGCGCGCGGCGGCCGCGGACGCGACGGUCGCGCGGCUCGAGACGGCCGUGCGCGCGGCGAACGACCGCGCAGAGGAGCAGGCGCAGGCGGCGGACCGCGCGCUCGCGGAGGAGCACCGCCGCGGCGCGGAGCUGCAGGGGCUGCUCGAGGAGUACGAGGCGCUCGUGACGCAGCGCGAGGACGAGGUCGUGCACCUCGGGCGGCUGCUGCAAGCCGUGUGGGAGGGCGCCGUGUCGCCGCGGGACCUCCCGAAACACGUGGACUUCUCCGUGCUGCAGCAGAUGUCGCUCGGGCUGACGCAGGCGGUGCGGAAGGCGGCGCCGACGCCGAGGAACGGCGCGGCCACGCCCGCGGGCGCGCCGGCCCCGUCGCCGCUGAAAGGGGGCGUGGUGCAUCUCACCGCGCGCGGGUCCGUCGCGGCGUCCAACCUUAACCCGCUGGACGCGUCCGACUGGGGCAUCACGCUCAGCGCGCGCUCGGAGAAGAAGGCGCCCGUCGGCGUCCCGAAGUUGCGCCUCAGCAACCUUGUUGUUGUGGCAAAGCCCCUGCGCGCCCCCGCGGGCGCGCCUCCGGCGCCACAGCCCGCGCAGACACCCGGGGCGAUGCCCGCGGAGUACCUCUCCGACACCGAGUACGACAGCGACGCCAGCGACGGCGACGGCAGCGCGAUGCCAAGCGCCCGCACGUUCGACCACGGCGCGGAGGCGCGGGCGCUCGCCGCGGCGCCGGACCAGGCGGGCCCGGCGCUGGACAAGGAGCAGCUGCUCCUGCCGCGCAACGCGCCGCCCCUGACGGCGAUCCGCGAGCACGACACCUGCGGCGAAGGCGCGCUGGAUGACGACGCGAGUCCGCCGAUACCGCCUCCGGCGGGGCUGGGCGACACGCCGGAGUCCACGCGGGACAGCUGCGCGGCGCCCGGCGGGGCGCGGGCGGCGCGCAGGUGCGCGGACGGCUCGUCGGGCGUCGGUGUCGCGGAGUCUGACGCGCACCCGCUGAUGGGGUCCGUCCGGCUGGGCAGCCCGGUUCUGCCGGCGGCGCCGGGGUGCGCGGGUCCGCCGACGGAGCGCAAGCUUGAGCGGUCGUUCGCCGCGGCGCCGGAGAUGACCGACCUGGAGGGGAGCGUGAUGGGGCAGGUGGCGGCGUCGGGGGGGCUGGUGGUGCGCGGGUCGGCGCCGUCGCCGCCGUUCCCGCGCCGGUCGAGCGCCGGGAUGACCGAGGGGGCCGCGAGCUGCAGUCCCGGGGUGUCGGGCGCGACAGGCGUAUCUCCUGUGCGCGCGAGCGACAGUGUUGUGUCGGGGAGGUCCGGUGCGCGGAGCGCUGCUGGGAGCGGUGCGCGGAGCCACCGGUCGGCGGUCGGCGCGCGUGGGCGAGCGUAG